CGGGAUUGGGAGGGGACAACGGCAGCGUGGGCGGCUGGCAGAGGCAGGGAAAGACCAGCAGAGAGGAAAGAGAAACUGGGAGAGGGAGGAAGGGAGAAAGUGAGAAGGGAAAUCGGAAAGAGAAAGGGGAGGAAACGGCAGACGUGGAGAGCCGGAGAGAGAGAGAAAGAGGAAGAGACUGGGUGUGAGGGAGAGAGGAAACGGGGUGACAGAGAGAGAGAGAGAGAGAGAGAGAGGGCGAAUGAAGGAGAGACUUAAGGAAGAGACCCUGUGAGUCUGGCAAUAAAAGAUUUGGACAGAAACAAAUUGAAGAGAGAGAGAGGGAGGGAGAGAAUGAGUGAGAGAGAGACUGGAAGAGACAGAGAUCAGCGAGAGACACAGAGGGUGGGACUGGGGAGAGACAGAGUGUAAAGGAAGAGAGAGAGAGAGACAGAGAGCCCACAAGAGACGGGAGACAGAAGCAAAAAGUGCGAGUGAGCAGGUGAAGAGAGAUCUAGCACGAUGAGAGACAGCCGCUAAGAGACAAAGGAGGCGGGAGACUGCCUGGGUGCCCCUUGCCCCUGUCGUCGGGACCCCAGAGCUGGCCCUUGAUGGAGGGGAGCCGACCUCGCAGCAGCCUGAGCCUGGCCAGCAGCGCUUCCACCAUCUCCUCACUCAGCAGCCUGAGCCCCAAGAAGCCCACCCGGCCAGUAAACAAGGUCCAUGCCUUUGGGAAGAGAGGCAAUGCGCUGAGGAGGGACCCCAACCUGCCUGUGCACAUCCGCGGCUGGCUUCACAAGCAGGACAGCUCGGGGCUCCGUCUAUGGAAACGCCGCUGGUUUGUCCUCUCCGGCCACUGCCUCUUUUAUUACAAGGACAGCCGUGAGGAGAGUGUCCUGGGCAGCGUCCUGCUCCCCAGCUACAAUAUUAGGCCAGAUGGGCCGGGAGCCCCCCGAGGGCGGCGCUUCACCUUCACCGCAGAGCAUCCGGGCAUGAGGACCUACGUUUUGGCCGCUGACACGUUAGAAGACCUGCGGGGCUGGCUACGGGCGCUGGGCCGGGCCUCCCGAGCGGAGGGGGACGACUUUGGGCAACGCAGGUCACCCGCACGUCCCCAGCCUGGGGAGGGCCCUGGCGGCCCCGGUGGUCCCCCAGAGGUGAGCAGAGGGGAAGAGGGGCGCAUCUCGGAAUCACCGGAGGUGGCUCGACUCUCCAGAGGUCGUGGUAGACCCAGGCUGCUCACUCCCAGCCCCACAACCGACCUCCAGUCUGGACUCCAGAUACGGAGGGCGAGGAGCCCCGAUCUGUUCACCCCACUCUCUCGCCCUCCCUCACCUCUCAGUCUCCCCCGUCCCCGUUCUGCUCCUGCGCGGCGACCCCCUGCCCCCUCAGGAGACACAGCACGGCCUCACACCCCGCUGAGUCGCAUCGAUGUCCGGCCUCCUCUGGAUUGGAGCUCCCAACGCCAGACCCUCUCCCGGCCCCCCACUCCCCGCCGAGGACCUCCCUCUGAGGCUGGAGGAGGAAAGCCCCCCAGGAGUCCCCAGCACUGGAGUCAGGAACCCAGAACACAGGCUCCCUCUGGCUCCUCUACUUAUCUCCAGCUCCCCCCACGGCCCCCUGGGACCCGGGCCUCCCUGGUCUUAUUGCCAGGUCCUCCCCUGGAGUCAACUUUCCACCAAAGCUUGGAGACAGAUACGCUGCUGACCAAGUUGUGCGGCCAGGACCGGCUCCUGCGGAGGCUGCAGGAGGAGAUAGACCAGAGGCAGGAGGAGAAGGAGCAGCUAGAAGCAGCCCUGGAGUUGACCCGGCAGCAGCUAGGCCAAGCCACCAGGGAGGCUGGGGCUCCCGGGAGGGCCUGGGGCCGCCAGCGCCUCCUGCAAGACAGGCUGGUUAGUGUGAGGGCCGCCCUCUGUCACCUGACUCAGGAGCGAGAGAGGGUUUGGGACACGUACAGUGGCCUGGAGCAGGAGCUGGGCACCUUAAGAGAGACCCUGGAGUAUCUGCUGCACCUCGGUUCUCCCCAGGACAGAGUGUCUGCUCAGCAGCAGCUGUGGAUGGUGGAAGACACGCUGGCAGGUCUGGGUGGCCCCCAGAAACCGCCCCCACACACUGAGCCUGACUCCCCCUCUCCCGUGCUCCAGGGCGAGGAGUCCUCAGAGAGGGAGAGCCUGCCUGAGUCCUUGGAACUGAGCUCCCCUCGGUCCCCCGAGACUGACUGGGGGCGGCCUCCUGGAGGUGACAAAGACCUCUCCAGCCCUCGCUUAGGUACUGGGUCUCCAAGGGUCUCCCGGGCUUCCAGCCCUGAGGGUCACCACCUCCCUUCCCCACAGCUGGGAACCAAGGCCCCGGUGGCCCGGCCCCGUAUGAGUGCCCAGGAGCAGCUGGAGCGGAUGCGAAGAAACCAGGAAUGUGGACGGCCCCUCCCUCGCCCAACCUCCCCCCGGCUCCUCACCCUGGGGAGGACACUGUCCCCAGCCAGACGCCAGCCUGACAUGGAGCAAAGGCCUGUCGUAGGACACUCUGGAGCCCAAAAAUGGCUCAGAAGCUCUGGGUCCUGGAGUAGUCCGAAGAACAGCACCCCUUACUUGCCGACUUCCGAAGGCCACCGGGAGCGAGUUCUCAGCCUCUCCCAAGCCCUGGCUACUGAGGCGUCGCAGUGGCACAGAAUGAUGACGGGUGGAAAUUUGGACUCCCAGGGAGACCCUCUCCCACGUGUGCCGCUGCCUCCGUCGGACCCCACGCGCCAGGAGACCCCUCCCCCCAGAUCUCCCCCGGUGGCUAAUUCGGGUUCCACCGGGUUCUUUCGCAGAGGCAGUGGGCGUGGCGGAGGCCCCGCCCCCUGGGGGCCCACGUGGGAUGCCGGGAUCGCCCCUCCGGUCCUGCCCCAAGACGAGGGGGCGUGGCCUUUGCGCGUCACUCUUCUACAGUCCAGCUUUUAACCCUCCCAAAGGCGGCAGCCAAUCGGAGCAUAAGGACGUGACCCGGAGGUACCGCCGGAGAGAUCUGGGACCACUCAGGGCAUCAGGGGGCGUGGUCUGGUCGCUGUCGCCGGCCCGGGAUGGGAAUGGUUUCUAUGGCCAAAGUUUGGUUUUCUCAACACUGUCUAAACUUGGAUUAAAACUUUGAACUUGUAGUCAA
Sapajus apella (tufted capuchin) is the source of this 3120-nucleotide messenger RNA. It is a transcript of the gene PLEKHA4, whose product is annotated as pleckstrin homology domain containing A4. The coding region runs from base 591 to 2921 and encodes 776 amino acids. NCBI's taxonomy places the organism in Eukaryota, Metazoa, Chordata, Mammalia, Primates, Cebidae. The record is from RefSeq and is a predicted model, not a curated record. The transcript is spliced from 20 exons.